Erpetoichthys calabaricus (reedfish) is the source of this 4127-nucleotide messenger RNA. It is a transcript of the gene pofut2, whose product is annotated as protein O-fucosyltransferase 2. The transcript is spliced from 9 exons. Gene Ontology annotation, biological process: protein O-linked glycosylation via fucose. The record is from RefSeq and is a predicted model, not a curated record. Gene Ontology annotation, molecular function: peptide-O-fucosyltransferase activity. NCBI's taxonomy places the organism in Eukaryota, Metazoa, Chordata, Cladistia, Polypteriformes, Polypteridae. The coding region runs from base 58 to 1398 and encodes 446 amino acids.
UUGAGACGCCGUGUCUCUCGCGUUCACCACCGGAAGUGCGUGGAUGUCGAGACCAGCAUGGCGGACGGGGAGAGGGCACUUUUUGCUUGGAUGCGGUGUACUCCCCUGUGGCCGCGCUGCUUGCUCGUGUUGUUUGUGUUCAUUUAUGUGGACGGUUGUGUCGCUGGAGAGGAGACUUUCAGUGCUGGGAAAAGCGUCGUGCAUUCUGCCGCUGCGUUCUCAAUAGCCACGGAUCGAAGAUACCUGCUGUACGAUGUGAAUCCCCCUGAAGGUUUUAAUCUACGGAGGGAUGUGUUCAUUCGUAUGGCUUCUUUAAUGAAGGCUCUCCUCAAGAAAGGGCCUUGGGUUCUUGUGUUGCCCCCCUGGGGACGCCUCUAUCACUGGCAGACUCCGGACAUCUACCAGGUCCGAAUUCCCUGGGGUGACUUCUUUGACUUGGACAGCCUUAAUAUGAACAUACCUGUUAUUGAGUAUGAGCAUUUUAUAGCAGAGUCUGGUGGCCCUUUCAUAGAACAGGUGUAUGUCCUACAGAAUUAUGCAGAAGGGUGGACAGAUGGAAAAUGGGAGGAGAAGGUUGAUGAGAGACCUUGCACAGAGCAACUCAUGUACUCGAAAGACAAGCAAGGAUAUUACCGAGGCUGGUUCUGGGGUUAUGAGGAGACAAGAGGCCUGAAUGUCACCUGCUUGUCAGCCCAGGGACACGCGUCAAUCAUGGUUCCCAUCCUGCUGAAAAACACAACUGCUCGAUCAGUGAUGCUGGAUAGAGCAGAAACGCUUCUUCACGAUCACUAUGGUGCAAAGGACUAUUGGGAUACCAGACGAAGCAUGGUGUUUGCAAAGCACCUCCUACUGGUAGGCGAUGAAUUCCGAUCCAGGUACCUUGAUUCUAAUGAUGUGGAUGACAAGACAGACUAUAAUGAAGACUGGACAAAACAAAAGGUACGCUCUGGUUAUGCAAAGGGUGGUCCUUAUCUAGCAGUUCAUCUUCGAAGAAAAGACUUUCUCUGGGGACACAGGGAAGAUGUUCCUAGUCUGCCAGCUGCUGUCAACAGCAUACGUGAUAUUAUGAAGAAACAUAAACUGGACAAAGUAUUUAUUGCCACAGAUGCUGAUGAUGAUGAACAAGAGAAAUUAAGUAAACUUCUUCCAGAAAUGAGAAGGUAUGAGCCAACUUGGGAAGAAAUGGAAUUAUACAAAGAUGGAGGAGUUGCGAUUAUUGAUCAGUGGAUCUGUGCUCAUGCAAGGUAUUUCAUAGGCACAUCUGUUUCAACGUUUUCCUUCAGAAUUCAUGAAGAACGUGAAAUAUUAGGAUUUGAUCCUAAAACAACUUAUAAUCGAUUCUGUGGUGAUAAUGAAAAAGACUGUGAGCAGCCAACCCACUGGAAAAUAGUUUACUGAUCAAAGAAAUACACAACUUUUUAACGGUGCUAUAAUUUUAUGAAGAGUAUUAAAAUGUAUUUUCAGUACCUACAUAUGCUGUUAUGCAGUGGUUAAAUGUUUGGAUGGUUUUGACAAAAAAUUAAACAGAAUGAUUGCAGUAUUUCACAAUACUCCUGAUGCCAAGGGUUAUCUUAUGAUGUCCCAUGAAGUAGAACAAACAUACACCUCAAGUAGACUGUUUAAAAGAUAAGCCAGCAUUCAGAAACAUAAGCAUAAGAGCCAUUUAACAUAUUUUUAAGUGAUUUAUAAAAACGAGUUUACAGACUCAGUCCUGGAAGUAGGCAUUGUCACUGCUAGUUUAUUUCUUUAAUUCUUAAAUGUAAUCAUGUUAUGUUUCUCAUUUUUCCCCCCGUACUUUACAAAAAAAUGUAAACACUAAAUAAAUGAAAAUACAUGAAUCUGAACCUGUUUAUUCUCACUUUCUUUAAAUAUACUGAAAGUGGUGCAGUAGGUAAACUCUUCUUUGCAGAUGUCAUGCUGAGUCUGAACCUUUAUUUAUCUCAGUAGAAAUGUGACCCAGUAAUUAAGGUAUCAAUGUUUAAAACACACUCUUGCCAGUUCAGUUUUUCACUUUUGUGUGCUUUAUAAACAUGAAUUAAUCAUUCACUUGCCUAUUUUCAGAAUAUAAAAAAAUGCCUAAAAGCUAUUGUGUUAUAACUUUACAUUUAUAACACUGAUUACUGCAGAAGCAGUUAGGUGGACCUGACUAAGGUAUUAAACCAGUUAAAUCAUUGCCAUUUACAUAUAAGUUUGUUUUAAUAAUAAAAAAGAUAACCCACUCACUGAUUUUUUUUCCAUUUGAUUUUUGAUUUGAGUCAGAGAGAUUAUAUGUAGAGUAAAAAUGACACCUGUUCUAAAAUGGAGGGGCAGUUUUUCACCCUGAUACUUGACAUAUUUAGGAAAUAAUGAAGGAAUCAUAGCUGUGUUGUUAAUUUAAAUGUAAUCUGCAUAUUCUCCCCAUGUCCAUGUGGGUUUUAUACAGCAGCGCCUCACAACAGUAAAAAAGGGUUAAGUAAAUAAAUGAAUAGACAAACACUGAGGAAGACAACAGAUAACUAGAAAAUGUAUUAUAAAUUGAGAUUUUCAUAGCAAUGCACCACUUAUUGUGAUGGACAGUUUAUAAUGGGACAAGGAGAUUAAAUGUCAAGACAGACACACACAGAUACUUUGCAAUCGAAUAAGAAUUUUAUAUAAAAACAAAAUGUUACCAAUGUACAAAAAAAGGUAGAGUAAUAUGGCUUUAGAGAGACACUGACAUUCUGGGACUAAUUUUGGAAGCAUUCUUAUAGUUUCAGUCAUACCGUUUUAUUAUUAAAUACAAUUCCGUACAGUGCCCAUAGCAGUGGUUCUUAAAGCGCGGUCUCAAGAGGAUUUAAGGAGAGAUCUGAAAAUGCUUUGGACUCCCACAUCAUUUGAAAACAGCCUUCAGUUGCUGUUUCCUAGUAUUUCUGUUGGGAAGCGCUUACGAUUAAGAAUGAUGCAUUAUCUGAGUUAAGCUGCUGUAAACGUUGUCAAGAGGAAGACUGAUGAGGACACACUGCCAGAUUGCACAUAAAAAGGGGUCUACAGUAGAAAACAAGUAGAUUUACUACCGGCAUGUAGUAUUUAAGAUGUCCAUUUCUUUUUUUGGAUAACUUCUUAUUUUGAUGCUUUGUUAGAACAGGGAUAUAUUAUUUUGAGCAACACAUUGAUGUAGAGUAUUUCUUAUUAUACAGUAGAUAUAAACUGCACAUUGUUUUUUUAUUGUUACAAAUGAUUUUAAACAUAUUCAUUUAAAAUAAUGUAAAGACAUCCAUGCUUUUUAAGUUUUUCAUGGUCUUACUAUAAAUAUCCUUUCACAACUUAGCAUCAAAAGGGUGCAUUUAACAAAAGAAUAAAAAACCAAAGAAGACUCGUUUUUGUGUGAAAAGAGAAACAAAACAGGUCUUACCUUUUUGCGUGUGAGUCAGUAAAUAUUUUGAUUGCAGCAUUUAUUUAUGUCUUGUUCAUUGUGCCAAGGCUCCUCAGUCCCUUGAAUCUGUUGCAGUUUUGAUGGUUUACUAAAACACUCAUUUACCUUUAUUUGGUGUACACAUUAAAAAUGCUAGACUUCUGUUCAAUCUGCAUUUAUAUAUCCACUGUUUUAUUAGUAGGUAUAAAUAAAUAUGCUAUUUAUUGUAUUCUUUUAUAUUGUGUCAUUAGCUUUUCAAUUUCUGUAAAAGUCUUUUUUAAUUAUAUUUUGUUUUUGCACCUAAACUGUCUCUUUAAGUUAAUUUAAAGAAUGACAAUUCAGAUGUUCACCAUGAGCUUGCUGCAUGACACCAGAUAGUCCGAGUUAAGUUUUAACCUGAAUUAUUUAAAAGUCUGUAGCUUUUUAAAAUAAUUACUGACUCGUCCUGGUUAGCCAGCAUUUUAAUACUUGCUAAAAAAAAUGAACCUUGCAAAAACAUACACACAAAAACAAUGUAGCAUAUUUGUGUUGACAGAUGAAGCUGUCAUUGUUUUCAGCACACAUUACGUAUGAUUCUAAUGAGCAGAACGUUUCCGUUCUCUGAAAUGUAUUGCGCAGAACACAACUCAAACGCUUGGCAAGACCUGUGAAGGGUUCUUGACUAACAAUCUAUGUGCUGAGGGAUUGUGAUCUACUAUUAAAAUAAGUGUAUUUUCUUAUAUGUAAAUAUUUAAAUAAACUGAUGUUUUGUAUUUUA